AUGGAUGGCCAAGAUAGCCGUGCUCUGAUGAGCGAUGCCGCUGCCAUGCAAUCACAGUCCGCCGCCGACCACAGAUUGAAUUCUAGAGGUGAAAAUCGAAGCCGGCUGGUGGUUCGCCGUACACCUACUCCAGGUAUAUGGAAUCCAGUCAAGAUUAUCACUAUUGCUUCUCUUGCUCUCGGGGUGUGGAUAGCCGCAAAUACCAAAAGCAUACUAUACGGACAAAGCAUCGACCCACUAGACUAUGAGACUCGAAAAAACCGACUCCUUUCUGAGACACCUCUGAUUGACGGACAUAAUGACUUGCCUUUCCUUGUUCGGCUGCAGCUCAACAAUCAAAUAUACGGUGACAACUUACAGUUUGACACUGGCCUAGCAUCUCAUACGGAUCUGAAACGCAUGAAAAUGGGAAGAGUGGGCGGGCAGUUCUGGUCUGUGUUUGUCGAGUGUCCCCGAAUUGUACACCUUGACGAUCCGAAUCACUCCGUUCGAGACACUCUGGAGCAGAUUGAUGUAGCGAAACGCUUGAUCGCCAAUUAUAAGGACCUUCAGUAUUGUGAUAAUGCCAGAUGUGCUUUACAAAGCUUCAAAAGAAAGCGGAUUUCAUCUAUGCUCGGUGCCGAGGGUUUGCACCAAAUCGGAUCGUCGAUUGCUGUUAUUCGUCAGCUAUAUGAGCUUGGCGUACGGUAUAUCACAGUCACCCAUAACUGUGAUAAUGCGUUCGCCACCGCUGCGUCGACCGUUACCGAAACAGGAAAAGACAGCGGACUCAGUGACUUUGGACAUGCUGCUAUCCGCGAAAUGAAUCGUCUCGGGAUGAUGGUCGACCUCUCCCAUACUUCUCAUCGAACCAUGAGGGAUGUCCUGGCUAUAACUCGGACACCUGUGAUAUUUUCUCACUCUGGAUGUUACAGUAUCGGGAAAAGUAUGCGGAAUGUGCCAGACGAUGUGCUUCGAAUGCUGAGCGAUAAUGGUGGUGUUAUCAUGAUCUUUUUUGCGAAGAAAUUUGUCCGGCCUGAGGAUCCGGAAAAUGCCAAUCUGAAUGAUGUCGUGAAUCACAUCUUUCAUGCUGCGUCACUUGCUGGGUGGGACCAUGUUGGAAUCGGGAGUGAUUUUGACGGAACAGGGAGUGUUGCAAAUGGACUCGAGGAUGUGUCUUCGUAUCCGAGGCUUAUCGAAGCAGUGAUGCGGCGUGGUGCAACGGAUGAGCAAAUCAAGAAGCUGGUCGGUGAGAACAUUCUUCGAGUGUGGCGGGAAAAUGAAAAGGUGGCUGCAGAGAUCCAAAAUGGUGUUGAUAGUCAGCCUGUUGAGAGCUUCUGGGAGGGGAGAGCACAGCCGUCCUUUGAAGGGUCAUUACCUUCACUCAAGGGAUUCCAGUAA
Penicillium daleae is the source of this 1380-nucleotide messenger RNA. RefSeq names its product dipeptidase. Gene Ontology annotation, molecular function: metallodipeptidase activity. The record is from RefSeq and is a predicted model, not a curated record. Gene Ontology annotation, biological process: proteolysis. The transcript has 5 exons. The coding region runs from base 1 to 1380 and encodes 459 amino acids. NCBI's taxonomy places the organism in Eukaryota, Fungi, Ascomycota, Eurotiomycetes, Eurotiales, Aspergillaceae.